This is a messenger RNA of Manis javanica (Malayan pangolin), 5055 nucleotides long. RefSeq names its product polyhomeotic homolog 1 (gene PHC1). NCBI's taxonomy places the organism in Eukaryota, Metazoa, Chordata, Mammalia, Pholidota, Manidae. The record is from RefSeq and is a predicted model, not a curated record. Gene Ontology annotation, biological process: negative regulation of DNA-templated transcription. Gene Ontology annotation, cellular component: PRC1 complex; nucleus. Gene Ontology annotation, molecular function: zinc ion binding; chromatin binding; histone binding.
CCGCGGCGCGCCCCGGAGGCCUGGCAGAGCCGCGGCCGGGCCCGCACCCGGAGCGGCGGGAGGGGCGGGGAGCCGCGGCCGCGCCGGGCACCUCCCACCCCGCCCUCGGCGCCCCCGCCCCUCCAGGAAGGGGAGGAGGCGCGGGGAGCCCGCCGCGGAGGCCGAGCGAGCCCCCCGCCCGGCCUGGCGACUGGGGACCCCGGCCCAUGAGGCGGACGCGCCCCCGGAGCUCGCGGGUGCAGAGCCAGGCGCGAAGCAUGCCGUCUAGUCACCUCCCUGCUUUUUAUGGUCCGCUGGGUUCCUCAGCCUCCCGACUUCAUUCCUGACUUCUGUCUCUCUCCUGCCUGACUCCCCGCCCUCAGCACAUCUCCGCGCUCACUUGGGUAAGCUCGCUCCUGGCACCACUCUUACCUGCUCCUUCCCCCGGGGUAUUUAUUUCUCUUCGGAACCACAUUUUCAUCAAGGUUCUGUGUGCAACGAGAAAUCCUGGGCGUCUGCUAUCCCUAUUCUCCACGUUACUUCCAUUUCUUUGGCACAGUCUUCCCCGGACAACCCCCUUCACAUGUCCCGUCGUUUCUACCAGACAGAGUUUUACGCCUAGGGAAAUUGAUUUCCUCUAACUCUUGACUCAACAGGCCCAGUAUUAGAUCCACUAUAAUGCCCUUUUGUAGCUCCCUUCUGGAGGUCUGCGCUCCUCCUACCCAACCCACACACACCCAAAUCCUACCUUUCAGGAUGACCCUGCUUUAGCUGUUCUGGGAACCUUUAUGGGUCAACUUGUCAACUCUCUUCCAGUUGAAUUCUGAAAAUUUACAUUCACUGUGCUUUCUAGUAAACUUCAUUUUUCUGUAUUUAAAUUUACAGUCCUAUUGAUUACAAAUGAAUAGCUUUGUGUGCCUGGGAUCCAGGGAUCGUGGUUUUGAUGACAGUCUCCCCUGAUUUUAUGAAAGACUUGAACCUGUUCCCUUUCCAUCUGUAUUUCCAUUUCACAAUCUGAAAAAAAACAAAGUCAAGACUUCCAUUUUUGGGGAGAUGAGGGAUCGUACAGUUUAUUAGCAUUUUCACUUAGGAAUGUAGGAAUUAAUGUUCCCUCUAGUUAGUAAAGGGGGCUCAUGUUUCUGGGUCCAGUGAUCUAUACAACUGUGCCAUGCUGCUCUAAUCCUUACCCACUUUUUUUCUUCACAUGCUGAUAAUGAGGAUUCAUGGGUCUUGAGUCAGAGGUCCAGCCUUGGGGACCCUGGACCACUGUGAUGGAGACUGAGAGUGAGCAGAACUCCAGCUCCACCAAUGGGAGUUCCAGCUCCGGGGGCAGCUCUCGGCCGCAGAUAGCGCAAAUGUCGCUGUAUGAACGCCAAGCGGUGCAGGCUCUUCAGGCACUGCAGCGUCAGCCCAAUGCAGCUCAGUAUUUCCACCAGUUCAUGCUCCAGCAGCAGCUCAGCAAUGCCCAGCUGCAUAGCCUGGCUGCUGUCCAGCAGGCCACAAUUGCAGCCAGUCGGCAGGCCAGCUCCCCGAACACCAGCACUGCCCCGCCGCAGACUCCCACCACCCAGGCCUCAAUCAAUCUGGCCACCACGUCGGCCGCCCAGCUCAUCAGCCGAUCCCAGAGUGUGAGCUCUCCCAGUGCUACCACCUUGACUCAGUCUGUGCUACUGGGGAACACCACCUCCCCACCCCUCAACCAGUCCCAGGCCCAGAUGUAUCUACGGCCACAGCUGGGAAACCUGUUGCAGGUAAACCGGACCCUGGGCCGGAAUGUGCCUCUAGCCUCCCAGCUCAUCCUGAUGCCUAACGGGGCAGUGGCUGCAGUCCAGCAGGAGGUACCAUCCGCUCAGUCUCCCGGAGUUCAUACAGAUACAGAUCAGGUGCAGAACUUGGCAGUGAGGAACCAACAGGCCUCAGCCCAAGGACCCCAAAUGCAAGGCUCUACCCAGAAGGCCAUUCCUCCUGGAGCCAGCCCUGUCUCCAGCCUCUCCCAAGCCUCCAGCCAGGCCCUGGCUGUGGCUCAGGCUUCUUCUGGGACCUCAGGCCAGUCCCUCAACCUUAGUCAAGCUGGUGGAGGCAGUGGGAGUAGCAUCCCGGGGUCCAUGGGUCCAGGUGGAGGUGGCCAGCCACCUGGGGGCUUGGGUCAGUUGCCUUCCUCAGGAAUGGGUGGCGGGAGCUGUCCCAGGAAGGGCACAGGAGUGGUGCAGCCUUUGCCUGCAGCCCAGACAGUGACUGUGAGUCAGGGCAGCCAGACAGAGGCAGAAAGUGCAGCAGCCAAGAAGGCGGACACAGAUGGGCCUGCUCAGCAGAAUGUGGGCAUGAACCUGACACGGACAGCUACACCUGCUCCCAGCCAGACCCUGAUUAGCUCAGCCACCUACACACAGAUCCAGCCCCACUCCCUGAUUCAGCAGCAGCAGAUCCACCUCCAGCAGAAGCAGGUGGUGAUCCAGCAGCAGAUCGCCAUCCACCACCAGCAGCAGUUCCAGCACCGCCAGUCGCAGCUGCUGCACACGGCCACGCACCUCCAGCUGGCCCAGCAGCCGCCUCCGCAAGCCACAGCCCUGUCUGCCCCUCAGCCUCCGCCAGUCCCACCUGCCCAGCCUGUCCCGCCUUCCCAGUCCCAGCAGCAGGCCCAGACCCUGGUGGUCCAGCCCAUGCUUCAGUCUUCACAUUUGUCCCUCCCACCUGACCCAGCCCCCAAGCCACCCAUCCCCAUCCAGUCCAAACCACCAGUAGCACCCAUCAAGCCUCCUCAGUUAGGGGCUGCUAAGAUGUCAGCUACCCAGCAGCCACCUCCGCAUAUUCCUGUGCAAGUUGUGGGCACCCGACAGCCAGGUACAGCCCAGGCCCAGGCUUUGGGACUGGCACAGCUGGCAGCUGCUGUUCCUUCUUCCCGGGGAAUGCCGGGCGCACUGCAGCCUGGUCAGGCCCAUCUGGCUGCCUCGCCACCUUCAUCCCAGGCUCCUGGUGCACUGCAGGAGUGCCCUCCUACAUUGGCCUCUGGGAUGACCCUUGGCCCUGUGCAAGGGACAGCACAUGUGGUAAAGGGGGUGACUACCAGCUCCUCACCUGCUGUAGCCCAGGUCCCCGCUGCCUUCUACAUGCAGUCUGUGCACCUGCCGGGCAAGCCCCAGACAUUGGCUGUCAAACGCAAGGCAGAGUCUGAGGAGGAGAGAGAUGAUGUCUCCACAUUAGGUUCAAUGCUUCCUGCCAAGGCAUCUCCAGUGGCAGAGAGCCCCAAAGCGAUGGAGGAGAAGAGCAGCCUUGGAGAGAGAGCCGAACCCUUGAGCAGUGUGAAUGCUAACACCCCAAGCAGUGACCUAGUAGCCUUGGCUCCUGCCCCAUCAGCACCGCCUCCUACACUAGCCAUGGUGUCCAGACAGAUGGGUGACUCAAAACCCCCACAGGCCAUUGUGAAGCCCCAGAUUCUCACCCACAUCAUUGAAGGCUUCGUUAUCCAGGAAGGAGCAGAACCUUUCCCGGUGGGUUGUUCUCAGUUACUGAAAGAGUCUGAGAAGCCACUGCAGACUGGCCUCCCAACAGGGCUGAAGGAGAAUCAGUCAGGUGGCCUCUUGGGAGGGGACAGCCCAUCUGCUGAGCUAGAUAAGAAGGCGAAUCUCCUGAAGUGUGAGUACUGUGGGAAGUACGCCCCUGCAGAGCAGUUUCGUGGCUCCAAGAGAUUCUGCUCCAUGACUUGUGCCAAGAGGUAUAAUGUGAGCUGUAGCCAUCAGUUCCGGCUGAAGAGGAAAAAAAUGAAAGAAUUUCAAGAAGCCAACUAUGCUCGAGUUCGCCGACGUGGACCCCGCCGCAGCUCCUCUGACAUCGCCCGUGCCAAGAUCCAGGGCAAACGCCACCGGGGUCAAGAGGACUCAAGCCGGGGCUCAGAUAAUUCCAGUUACGAUGAAGCACUCUCUCCAACAUCUCCGGGGCCUUUGUCCGUGAGAGCGGGGCAUGGAGAACGUGACCUGGGGAACCCCAGUACAGCUCCACCAACACCGGAAUUACAUGGCAUCAACCCUGUGUUCCUGUCUAGUAAUCCGAGCCGCUGGAGUGUAGAGGAGGUGUAUGAGUUUAUCGCCUCUCUACAAGGCUGCCAAGAGAUUGCAGAGGAGUUUCGUUCCCAGGAGAUUGAUGGACAGGCCCUUUUAUUACUUAAAGAAGAACAUCUUAUGAGUGCCAUGAAUAUCAAGCUGGGCCCUGCCCUCAAGAUCUGCGCCAAGAUAAAUGUCCUCAAGGAAACCUAAGGUGGCCCUCUUGCACAACCAGCCUAAGGCAGACACUCCCCACUAUCCAGGUUAUAACCUGGUACCAGCAGACUUUACAGGGAAGAAAGAGCUGUUCCAGUUGUUAAUCUUCCAGAGAGAGGAUUACUGAGACAAGGAAGGAAAACGCAAGAACUGGUUGCUGGUGCUAUAUGGUGGCAGCUUUGACAUUUUCUCUGGGUUCUACUAUAUUUUUAAAAAUCUUUCCAAUUCUCACCUACCCUAAUCCAAUCUUUAUAAAAAGAGGCAGUCUAGAGAACUAGGACUGCUCAGCCUUAUCCUGGAGUAGAGUGUCUAGCCAGGGUCCCAGCUGUCCAAGAGGACAGACAGCACGGCAAGGCAAGGAACAGGUGGGACAUAGGUACGCCUCCGCAGGACAGAGAGGCUCUUUCUAGGUUGUGUGACACGAGUAGCAGAAGCUGGUACUCCCUCUGGAUUGUCUGGACCACCUGUAGCUGUGGCUGAGUUUUCUUUGUCGUCACCCCCAUAGUACUGAACAUCUCCUGCCUCCAUACCAGGGUCACCGGUCAGUGCAGACUUGUUUGGCAUUGUUCUGAUUUGCUGCAGGAGCUGAAAGUGUCUGGCACAUGUGGCUGCUGUCAUUCUUUCUGCAUCCCCCUGCUGUCUCCCAAUUUAUCUGUUGUCUUCUACCCCUUUCUUUUCAGUUCCAACUCUGCUCUGUCCUAUAGCUUUAUAAAACAGGAGUGCGUGGGGCUAAGGUCAGGAGUAUAAGUACCUGCCUUAGGCGCUAUUCCUUCUACAACAAAAAUAUUAUUUUUUCCUCCUCAGUAAAAGGAUGAAAAUUGGU